ACAACUUAGCGACAUCUAUCGGUAUUUAUUAAAUUUUUUAAAUUGAUAUUUACUUUACAUGAACUUACAAGUUUUCUGUCUAAUUGCUGAUUGACUAUCAGAAAACAGCUGAUCUAUAACGACUUUGACGUAUUUAACGACUUUAACGGUAAUACGUUUCUUUUUAAAUAAUUUAUUUAAUUUUUCAGCAUGUCAAUGAUUAUUCUUGUAUUCGCAAGAUAAAGUUUUUUGUUUAAAUAAUUUAUUUAAGAUAAUACGUUAGUUUAUUUGAUAAAACCGGUUUAUUUUUGCCAUGGCAAGCUCGAUAUUAAACUCGAGCAAUGGCUAUAAUUUUAAAGUUGUUCUUCUUGGUGAAGGUUGUGUAGGUAAAACUUCUGUUGCACUCAGAUAUGUUGAAGACAAGUUUAAUGAUAAACAUUUGACAACUGUUCAGGCGUCAUUCCUUAAUAAAAAAUUAAAUAUUAAUAGCAAAAGAGUCAAUCUGGCAAUAUGGGAUACUGCGGGUCAAGAAAAAUUUCAUGCUUUAGGACCAAUUUACUAUAGAAUGUCAAAUGGAGCCAUUUUAGUAUAUGAUAUUACUGAUGAAGAUACAUUUCAAAAAGUAAAAAGUUGGGUAAAAGAAUUGAAAAAAAUGCUAGGAAGUGAUAUAUGUUUAGCUAUUGCUGGAAAUAAGAUAGAUCUUGAAAAAGAUCGUAAUGUUUCAAUUGAAGAAGCUGAAGAAUACGCAAAACAAGUUGGCGCUGUACAUUUUCAUACUUCAGCAAAACAAAAUAGAAAUAUUGAAGAAAUGUUUUUGGAUUUAACGAGGAGAAUGAUAGCUCAUGCUGAUGAGGUGGAACAAAAAAAAUCUAGUUUAAGUAGAGUUAAUAGUAGCAGAAGAAAUGUUGUUGUUGUUGAAGAUGAUGUAGAACAAACUCAGGCUACUAAAUCAUCUUGUUGCGGAAGUUCCUCACAUUCUUCAUAAUUAAUCAUUUUUUAAUGAUAAAAAAAUAUAUAAAUGUAUAUAUUAGUCACUUUUUUUAAUUAUAACUAUUACGUAAUUGGAUUCAUUUUUAAUUGUUCUCUGAUAUGAAAAAUGAUUUAUCGAAUUUUAAUAUUUUAUUAUAAAAAAAAAAUAAAUAAAUGAAUUAAUAAAUAUAAAUAUGUAAUCAAGUCAGUAUAAAGUUUUAUAAUUGAAAUUAAAAAAGAAACAUUUAGUAAUUAUUUUACUUGAAAAGUAAUAAAUGCCAAACAAAGAUUAUUUAUAUAUGUAAAUAAUUUGUACGAACGAUACAAAUUUUAAAUUUACUAUAAAAAAUAAAUUAUAAAUGCUAAUUAAUGCAAAAUAUAUACGAUCUAAAGUCACAGCAAAAUGUAUUAAGCGGAAUAUUAAACAAAAUAUGAUAUGAAAUAUAGAUAUAUGAAUUGCAACUGAUAUAAAUUGUUUUAUCUGUCAUAAUUAAAUUAUUGACGAUAUAUACUAA
Messenger RNA from Microplitis demolitor, 1463 nucleotides. It is a transcript of the gene Rab21, whose product is annotated as ras-related protein Rab-21. The transcript has 4 exons. Lineage: Eukaryota; Metazoa; Arthropoda; Insecta; Hymenoptera; Braconidae. Bases 293 to 964 code for a protein of 223 amino acids. The record is from RefSeq and is a predicted model, not a curated record. Gene Ontology annotation, biological process: Rab protein signal transduction. Gene Ontology annotation, molecular function: GTPase activity; GTP binding.